Ostrea edulis (European flat oyster) is the source of this 10819-nucleotide messenger RNA. Its product is annotated as kinesin-like protein unc-104. Gene Ontology annotation, molecular function: ATP binding; microtubule binding; microtubule motor activity. Bases 314 to 5665 code for a protein of 1783 amino acids. The transcript has 48 exons. Gene Ontology annotation, biological process: microtubule-based movement. The record is from RefSeq and is a predicted model, not a curated record. Lineage: Eukaryota; Metazoa; Mollusca; Bivalvia; Ostreida; Ostreidae.
AUAUUUUAUUACAUACCCUUUGACCUUUGACAUAAGAGUCUGAGGAGAAAGGAAAAAUCUGAUAAAUUAUGUUUAUUUUGCGUUGAUAUUAUGUCCUGCCAUUACUGGUCGAGGGAGGAAUUUAUAUCAGUAAUAUUGAGAUAUAUAUUCAAGUAAAUAAUCGAUAUUCUACAAAGAAGGAAACAUUUGAAAAUGGAUUAAGUGAUUAGUAGAACUUGAACAGAAUGGACACAAAUUUUACAGACUAGCAGACGGAGACGUUUCUGAAUUUGGUAAAAAUCCUGAGUCGGGAAACAAAAGCCAUAAAAGCACCAUGUCAUCAGUAAAGGUAGCAGUGAGGGUCCGGCCCUUCAAUUCCCGGGAAAUGAACCUCAAGUCAGAGCUCAUCAUUAAUAUGAAGGACAAGACAACUGUCAUAACCAAUCCCAAAGCGGGUCCAAAGGAUGUGAAAAAUCGCAGCUUUAAUUUCGACUACUCCUACUGGUCACACACAACACCAGAGGAUCCAAACUUUGCCACCCAGAGGCAGGUGUAUGAGGACAUUGGGGUGGAGAUGUUGGACCACACAUUUGAGGGGUACAACAUGUGCAUCUUUGCCUAUGGACAGACAGGGUCAGGCAAAAGCUACACAAUGAUGGGCAAGAGUGAGCCGGGACAGCUGGGAAUCAUCCCUCAGCUUUGUGAGGAUUUGUUUGAAAGAAUAAAAGCAGCCAAGUGUGAUGAUGUACAGUUUUCUGUGGAAGUGAGUUACAUGGAAAUCUAUUGUGAGAGAGUGAGAGACCUUCUGAAUCCAGGAAAUAGCAAAGCUUUACGGGUGAGAGAGCACCCCUUAUUGGGCCCCUACGUAGAGGAUUUAUCAAAGCUGGCUGUGCAGUCUUAUGAUGACAUAAAUAUCCUCAUAGAUGAAGGAAACAAAGCAAGAACUGUAGCUGCGACAAACAUGAAUGAAACCAGUAGUAGAUCCCAUGCAGUAUUCACCAUAAUCUUCACGCAGAGACGGAGAGACGAUGCUACCAACAUGGUGGGAGAGAAAGUUAGUAAAGUGAGUUUAGUAGAUUUAGCAGGAAGUGAGCGAGCAGACUCAACUGGAGCCAAAGGCACUCGACUCAAGGAAGGAGCUAAUAUUAACAAGUCCCUGACUACCCUUGGCAAAGUCAUCUCAGCACUCGCAGAAUUGACUAACAAGAAGAAAAAGAAGGCUGAUUUCAUUCCUUACAGAGAUUCUGUGUUGACUUGGCUACUCAGGGAAAACUUAGGAGGGAAUUCCAAAACUUUCAUGAUAGCUGCUUUGUCACCGGCAGAUGUUAACUAUGAUGAAACUCUGAGCACACUAAGGUAUGCAGAUAGAGCUAAACAGAUUAUGUGUAAAGCUGUGGUUAAUGAAGACCCUAAUGCCAAACUGAUCCGAGAACUCAAGGAGGAAGUGGCCAAACUUAGAGAAAUCUUAGUGACUGAGGGCAUCCAGAUUGGAGAAGGACUUCAGGGACUUCCUGAUCCAAAAGUAAUGACAAGAUCCAGGAAAGAUUCUUUGACAAUGGACGAUGGAGAAAAUGCCAUCGAUCGACUUCAAAUGUCAGAAAAGCUGAUAGCUGAGCUCAAUGAAUCUUGGGAAGAGAAACUUCGUAAAACAGAGGCCAUCAGAAAAGAAAGGGAGGCAGCUCUAGCAGAAAUGGGUGUGGCUCUGAAGGAAGAUGGGGGAACUAUUGGGGUCUUCUCUCCAAAGAAGUCACCUCAUUUGGUAAAUCUAAAUGAAGAUCCACUGAUGUCAGAGUGUCUGAUCUACUACAUCAAGGAAGGAAUCACAAGAGUGGGGUUGAAGGAUGCAGCCAAGAACAAUGAUAUUCAGCUAAGUGGGUCCAACAUUUUAGAGGAACACUGUCUUUUUCACAACUCUGAAGGAAAAGUGACUUUACUUUCUGUUCAGAAUGCUGUUGUGUAUGUAAAUGGGAAACAAGUCACAGAGGAUACUGAAUUACGGACUGGGGCUCGUGUCAUCAUAGGCAAACACCAUGUUUUUAGAUUCAAUCACCCAGACCAAGCUCGCCAGAGCAGGGCCCAUCUCAUUGACUUUGAUCAGAUUGAAACCGUAGGAUCAAGUGAACAAGAAGAAGCAAAGACAGAGCCUGAACAAGAAGCUGAGCCUGUAGAUUGGACAUUUGCCCAGUUAGAGUUGUUAGAGUCACAAGGCAUAGACUUAAGAAGAGACAUGGAAGCUAGACUUCAAGGUUUGGAAGAACAGUACAAGAAGGAGAAAGAGGAGGCUGAUCAGUUGUUUGAACAACAGAGGAAGGAUUACGAGACAAGAAUACAAAACCUUCAAGAAGAAGUAAUGCGACACUCCAUGAUGUCAAGUUACGCUGCUACAGAGGAAACCAUUGAAGAGGAAGAAGAAGACUUUGUGUGGACUGAGAAAGAGAAGCAGGUGGCCACAUGGGCCUUCAGAAAGUGGAAAUACCACCAAUUCACAUCACUCAGGGAUGACCUGUGGGGCAACGCCAUCUUCCUUAAGGAAGCUAAUGCAAUAAGUGUUGAACUGAGCAAAAAGGUACAGUUCCAGUUUGUACUGCUGACCGACACCCUGUAUUCUCCUCUCCCCCCCGAACUCUUCCACCCGGGGGAGAGGGAUGAUGACCGUCCCUUCCCAAGGACUGUGGUAGCUGUAGAAGUCCAAGAUACCAAGAAUGGGGCUACACAUUAUUGGAGCCUGGAAAAGCUAAGACACAGGUUGGAGCUCAUGCGAGAUAUUUACAAUGAGGAUCUGUCGCCCGACACCCCUGAAGCCAAACAGAAUUUCUUCCAAUGUCUAGCAGGCUGUGGGCCGUCACAAAACUACUUUAACUUCAUUAACCUCAUUCCCUCCAGACAGAGACUUGAGUUGAUGAGACAGAUGUACCACAAUGAGGCUGAGUUGUCUCCAACAUCACCAGAGCCAAACUUAGACACCAUGAAUGGAGGGGACCCCUUCUAUGACAGAUUUCCCUGGUUCAGGCUUGUGGGAAGAGCCUUUGUAUACUUAAGUAACCUGUUCUUUCCUGUGCCUUUGGUGCACAGAGUCACAAUUGUGAGUGAGAAGGGGGAGGUUAAAGGAUUUCUCCGAGUGGCUGUACAGGCAAUGACAGAAAAAGAAGAAACUCCUGACUACACACCUGGUAUCAGACAAUCUGGAAAUGCCAAAAUUACAUUUAAUGACAAUGACUACUUCAAAAAGAAACAGCUGUUUAAAGACUUAUCCUCGCAGACAGCACCAUCUACAGAAAAUCUCAGAUAUGUUGAAGGUGAAGGUCAGAGUCCCGACAACUCCACCAUUACUUCAGAGCCAUACAUCUGUGAUCAGAAAACUAAAUCCGUGGAUCUGUUCCCGGACAUAGAUGAGAAGGAGUUACCAGGACACCUGAAGGUUGAUACUCAGUUCCAGUUUCGAGUCACCAUUCUAGAGGCUUCUGGGAUUGCCUCCGAAUAUGCUGAUAUCUUUUGCCAGUUCAACUUUUUACAUCGGCAUGAUGAAGCUUUCUCAACAGAACCUUUGAAAAAUGGUGGAAAGAGUCAUCCCUUGGGAUUCUAUCAUGUACAAAAUUUUACAGUUUCGGUGUCCAAGUCCUUCAUAGACUACAUUAAAACACAGCCACUUGUGUUUGAAGUGUUCGGACACUAUCAACAGCAUCCAUUGUAUGAACAAGCCAGAGAAAUUCCUUAUAAUGUCCGACCAAGGCCAAAACGUAAUUUCCCUCCCAUGAUUCCAGUGUCCAAACCAGUUCCUUCUCCUAAAUAUGGUGUGCUGACUCCACCACGAGUUAAAAAGUCACAAAAACGUGAUUUAUUAAUUGAAGUAAAGAAAGUGAACAAAGAAGGGUAUUACGAUUCGGGUCGCAGUUUGGAGUCCCCUCUCUCUCCUGGUUCAAACUGUAGUCACAUACAUUCCAGAUUCGACCUUCUUGUUUGGUUUGAGAUUUGCGAACUAGCACCUAAUGGAGAGUAUGUACCUUGUGUUGUGGACCACAGUGAUGACCAGCCAUGUGCUGGCCUGUUUAUGCUCCACCAGGGCAUUCAGAGAAGGCUAGCCAUCACUAUAAUGCAGGAACAAAGUCCAGAAAUUGACCUUAUUUGGAAGGAUGUAAAAGAACUGGUUGUUGGUCGAAUCCGGACAACUCCCGAGUACCAUGAGGUAGACAAUGAGACUUCUGUGCUGUCACUCAAUCUUUUCCCCGCCUCCUACAUACAAUAUCCAGGCGAUGACAGAAUAUAUUUUCGUUUUGAGGCUGCAUGGGAUAGCUCUCUUCAUAAUUCACAUUUGCUGAAUAAAGUCACUGCAUCCGGGGACAGAAUCUAUAUGACUCUCUCUGCCUAUAUUGAGGUGGAAAACUGCCAGCAACCUGCCUGUAUUACCAAAGAUUUGAGCAUUGUCAUACACUCCAGAGACACCAAAAUAUCUACCUCAAGGACUCUUAGGAGUCUGUUUGGAGGAAGCAAGUCUGUGGAUGCUAACCGUGUGAGUGGUAUUUACGAGUUGUUCCUGCGGCGAGCCUCAGAAUCAGGUAGUCCAGGUGCCCAGAGAAGACAGAGACGAGUGUUGGACACCUCCUCCACCUAUGUCAGGGGGGAGGAGAACCUCAAUGGCUGGAGACCCAGAGGGGACUCGCUUAUAUUUGACCAUCAGUGGGAACUGGAGAAACUCACCAGGCUUGAAAUGGUGGAGCGAUCUCGACAUGUUUUACUUUUGAGAGAGAAACUUGCUGAACAGAACAAAACUAAUGAACUUAGCAAACUGGACAAGGAAGCCUCUAAUAAGUCAGUGAAAGCCAAACAUGAUCAAGAAAAAGAGGAAAUUCUAAAUAAUGCCAUGAAUUCUGAAGACAAAUCCAUAGAGAAAUGGGAGAAAGACGAUGCCACAGAGAAGUAUGAGCGGCAAGGUCAUGGUGUGUUCAACUUUACAACAGACGGGAGCAGGGAGCAAGAACUGACGGCAAAAUGUCUGCGACUUAUCCUGCAAGGAAAAAAUUUGAUGAACCCACCAACUCCAAAGCUUCUAUCCCAGAUGACCGAGUCAUUAGUCAGUAACACCACCACAGACAGCGAGGCUGACAUGACUCCGAGUGACCAGUCUAUGAUUACCAGCAUUGCUAGUUCUUCUGCGUCAGAUUUAUGCCGACAUGCUAAUCCCCAACUUCCUAGUAUCCAAGUGUCAAAGUCAUGUGACAGUUUGACAACCAGCUCCAAUGCUGAGGUGUGUGACCGUAAGUUCUCCCUGCCAAUCAAACCCAGCCACACAGACUUGGAUGACAAUUACAUUCCACUGGUGGACGAAGUUAGGGUCAGUCCCGUUGUGUCCAGGAAAGGCUAUCUUAACUUUCUGGAGGAGAAACACACAGGCUGGGUCAAGAAAUGGGUGAUUGUGCGCAGACCAUACAUAUAUAUCUACAAUUCUGAGAAGGAUCCUGUGGAACGAGCCAUCAUCAACCUCGCAACGGCCCAGAUCGAGUACAGUGAAGACCAGCAGUCACUACUAAAGGUCAGAAACACUUUCUCUGUUCUAACAAAACACAGAGGAUUUUUAAUGCAGACAUUAGAUGACAAAGAUUUCCACGACUGGCUGUAUGCUCUGAAUCCACUCCUGGCAGGACAAAUAAGAUCGACUUUGUCAAGGAGAAAGCUGCCAAUGAAUAUAUGAGGAGAAAAAAAGCAGAUUAGAGCUGCAUGAAUUCUGUGAACUUUUAAACAAGCAUUCAUUUCACCCUCAACAAACUAUGGAAGAGUGUAGGAUUAGAUCUGAAAAGAGCAGAUAACUCAUCCCCUAUUUGUCAUUUUAACUCUUUUAUGUGUAGAACAAAAAAAAUGUUACCAAAACUUCUGAUGUAUUAAUGAUUCCAGAGGAUGGUGAUAUGUUACCUAGCGUUGACAUGAGCACUGUUGUGAUAUGAACAAGGAUGUUUGUUAUUUAUUGAUAGUAUUUACCGUUGUCAAUGGCGUUAUCUCAUGCAUUAUACCCAUAAAUCAUCAUGUGUAUUGUUAUCAUGAUAAUCUCAUCAAGUGAACCAUGGUUUUUUCAUUGUGUCUGUAAUAAGAGUGAUUGUCGUCUGCCGUCUUCAGCGUCGACUGCUACUGUCAGAUACUGUAUUACACUGGCAAAAGAUUAGUGUAAUUUUCACAUCUUUUUAAAAAAAAAAGCAAAAGGAAAAUUACAUUGAAACAACUGCAGAAAAUGGACUGAUAUAUAUUUUGCAGCUUUUGUGUGUAUUUUACAUUAAUUUGAAUUUGACUUAAAAUGAUGGAUAUUGAGGUCAGAUAGAUUUAAUUUCUUAUUCUAGUACAUGUACAACAGUUAUGUACUUCAUGUCAGGGUGUCGAUUGAUAAGUGUUGCUAAUGGUUUAGUUUGCAAAAUACAUCACUACUUUAUUUCUAGUCAUUCAAAGUUAGUAUGUGUUCAUUAAUUUUAGAAAUGUGUGUCGUAACAUCAUUAGUAAAAAGAUUGGGUAAAUUCUCAAGUACAUGUACUAUGUAAUGGAUUAUUUCAGUAAUAGCUAAAUGUUGUCAAAUAUAGAGACAUAUGAAAGAUCGUGAAAUAAUACUGAUACUACAUGUAUAUUGCAGAAUUGACAUGACUAGAUGUUGAACCCCUGUCUGUAUGUUACUGGCCCCAAGUCGUAAAUUCUGCAUGGCUGCAGUACAGACUCUACAUUAUUUUACAAAGUUAGCAGGUGCUGUACAGAAGUACUGUCAAAUCAAUCAUCAAAUUUACAUUAGUUAAACAUCUAUAGCAUCAUUAUGUCUGACUCAUUUUAUGUCUGAUUCAUUUAAAUAUUAUCUUAUAUAUGAUUUAUGUAGUAUAUUAUAUAUAGUAGAUUAUAUUAGGGACAGUUUCUUCUACCUUAGUUUUUUGAUUAGCUCCUUUUAUCAUGGUGGCUAUAAUUUGAUUGGGGAAAGAUUUUCGUCAUAAGAUAUUGAGAAUGUUUACAGUAGUCCUUGUGUGAGUGUGUGUGUGGAGAGAGAUGUUAAUUCCAUACUGAUAUGAUUUCAUGGCAGACUGACUUAGUAAAGCUUGACUCCCUUCGGUCCUCUUUCAGUCCCAUGCCCUACCCCGAGAACUGCAUGGUUAGGCUACUAUCUUCGAUGAUGGGGUUUCUAUAUCUUCUCAAUUAGACUUCAACUCUUUAACCCCCCCCCCCCCCCCUUCUAUUUCACUUAUCAUUCAUGAUAUUGCUGAUUUUAUAUAUCCCAAUAUCUACAAUAUUCUCCUUGUGUGUGUGUAGGAAUCUCGCAUCUUGUGACUUUCCGAGCUUCCCUGAUAUAAAUAAACGUGUAUUGAUUUUAGCCAUACUGUUCUUGAAACCACCUUCAUAUGGAGUGAAUUUGCAUCACAUCAAGCAAAGAAGAUUGUGCUACACUUUUCUAUUAAAUGUCAGUAUGAUGCGAUUCUUUUAAUAUAUCCCAUGAUUUCAAAACUGCAAUGGUUUGCUAAGAAACAUUUUCACUGACCUAGGUAGUCAUUCAUAUCAUGUUAUAGUUGUGAAAUACUUUGUUAAUUUUGUUUGUUUGUUUUGUUUUUUUAUAUACAUUUAAUUUAUAUCAUAUCUUGUGCAAUAUUACCAUUCAGGUAUGUUUAUAUUUAUUUUUAUACUUGUUUAUCAUUUGAAUUUCUUCAAGUGGAAAGGAUUAAACAAACGGCAAUCAGAAUACUGUGAAAUUCAUUUAACUUUCAGUGCAGCAAAAUGUUUUAGGUAUUUUGAUACUAAAGAAUGGAGUCUUGAUUAUCAGCAUUCAAAUGAAAUUCAUUUUCAAAAAUUGAGGAUCUUAAUUUCAACUCACUCCCUACUUAAUGUGUAUCAUUUGCAGAACAAAUAUUUUCAUCUUUAUAUCCUUAGAGCAGCAUCUAUAAUAUUAAAGUUGAAAACAAGUUGGGGGGGGGGGGGUGGGGGGGGUUGUCAGGGAAAAUUAGAUAACUCUAAUUAAAGCUACAUUUAUCUUCCUAUUUUACUCCAUUUUAUGCCUUGAUGCUUUGAAUAAAAAAAAAAAAGACCAUGGUUUGAUGUUGGGUGUUGUUGAUUUGUUAUGAAAUACAAAAAGAGAUGCGAAUCUAGUAAUCUAAAAUUUUAUAUCUGGUCUUUAGAGAUAAGAAAAAGAUAAUGACUUUCAAAUGACCAUGACACAAAAUCAAGGAUGAUGACAUAUACUGUAUUCAUGUAUCUUAACAUUGUAGAAGCCAGUUUUAGAAGUUUCUUGGCAAAAGAAGUGUAAGACUCCAUCCUUUAUUUACAAAUUUGGGAGAUGUUAUUUAACCAGAAAUGUAUGCAUGUCCUUUUACAAAGAGUGCAAGUUUUGUCCCUUUUAUGCAUAUUUUAGAUAUUUUGGCAUAUGUUGGCCAUUAGCAAAAAAGCUGCCUUGAAAGAUAAAUGUUUUCACUGUACAUGUUGUAACAUGAAUAGUGUUAAUGCAAAGAAGCUCUCUGUGGAGGUAUGGAAUCGUACCCACACGGAGUGCUUCCUGUGAAUGUCUUCAUUCCACUAUGUUACUCUUCUGUGAAUUCCAUAGGUUAGAGUGUUGUGAAUUCCAAUGUGAGGGUAAUUCAAAGUGGUCUUGUUCCAACAGUUCAAAAUAUGAGUGUGUUUUUUGUAGGUUUAUGUAUUGAUUUUCAAAGUAUGAUAAAAUUAAAACUGAUUUACUAUAAUGGAAUCUGCCAAAGAUUUUUUACUGGUUUUAAACACAAGUUUUAAAUUCACAUCAUUUGAAUAACAAAAUUCAUUACUGCUGUUGUGCCUGAUAAUUAUUAUAUGUAUGCUGGUUGUGUUUGAAACACUUAAUUUAGAUUUGGCAUUGUUUUAUAUACAAGUUUGCUAAGAUAGAAAUAGACCUGUACAAAUAGGUCCCUCUUUCAUGAGUUGAAACAGACUAGUACAAAUAGGUCCCUCCUUUACGAGUUGAAACAGACCAGUACAAAUGGGUCCCUCCUUCAUGAUCUGAAACAUACCAGUACAAAUAGGUCCCUCCUUCAUGAUCUGAAACAGACCAGUACAAAUAGGUCCCUCCUUCAUGAUCUGAAACAGACCAGUACAAAUAGGUCCCUCCUUCAUGAUCUGAAACAGACCAGUACAAAUAGGUCCCUCCUUCACGAGUUGAAACAGACCAGUACAAAUGGGUCCCUCCUUCACGAGUUGAAACAGACCAGUACAAAUAGGUCCCUCCUUCAUGAUUCAUGAGUUGAAACAGACCUGUUGAGAUAGGUCAUUUUCUCAUGUCUCGACUUUUCCCUCUUGUACUCACUUCGUGUUGUAAAUCCCAUAGAAAUGCAGGUUUUCUUUGUGGAUUGCUAUCCUGCUGUUUGGUUUGUUGUAAACAAUCUCCUAACAUUUUAUCAAUACAUAUAAUUUGUCAAUCUUGUUUAGCAUGAUAUGUUUGUUUCCGGUAUAUAUUGAAGGUCUGAUAUAUCACACAUGCGAUACCUUGAUAUUGUGGACUGGCAUCGAUCCCUCGCACGAUCUUCCCUGUUCAGUACAGGUGAUAUUCUGUUCUUCUGAGACAGGUUUCUAAUAACUCUAUGUGUUUUGGAUCUUUUUGAGAUGGUAUUUUAGGUCAAAAUACAUUUCUCACAGUAAAUCAUCUUGAAGAAAACACAGACCUACAGUUGAUUAAUUCAAUUUGAUCAUACACACACACUCAAAGUUUACAAAAUCAUUCUACAUCACAAGUUCAGCAUGAGUAUUGGUUAUUUCAUUUAGAUUGCAAAAAGUGUAAACUUUUAAGGUUUAUUUUUAUCAUCGAAUUUUUGAAGCUUUCCUAUUGUUGUGUCUUUAAUGGAAAAUCCCACCAGUUUUAUAAAUUGUAGGAUCAAUGAUAUACAUGUUUAUUACUGUAUAAUGAUUUAUGUAAAUUUUACGAUUUAUUUUUUCUUGUAAGAGUCAUGACAUACUAAAUGAUACAGUUAUUAUGGUACAUAAUGUUUGGUGCAUAUUUAGGAAACUUGCAGAAUUUGUUUUCUAAAUUAGUCUAUUACUGAACUAUAAUAGCCAAAGGUAUUAAUCCAAGUGUUUUAAGACAUAUUGAAAAAAAAAUGUACAUCUUUACAAUGCAUUCCUAUAUUGUAUAGUGUAUACAUAUUAUACAAGGCCAGAUGAAUUAUGUUCGUUAAUGUUAAACUGUUUGAGAACAAAUAUCGGUGUACAAAGAGUACAAUUGUUCUUCCCAAUAUGGAUAUUUAAAUAUUUCAGUGAAUACGAGUUCCAUGAAACAAUCUAAUUACUUAUUGAUUUAUCAGGUUCUUGACAAAGCAAACUGAAAUGAAAAUCAUGUGUAAAUGAAAUUUAUUUCUCAUUGACACAAUUUAAUUGUUGAUCAAAUGGAUUAGAUUUUUGUUAGCUUUAUAGACAUUAUUGCAAUUCUUAAAUAAUAUUUUAACAAUGUUUGGAGUACUAAUCUUUAAAUAAAUCGAAUGUUAUAGUCAUAAAUAAAUUCCAGAUCUGAUAUUCCGUAACAAAGAUAACUGCACUCAUGCUUUAAAGAUGCUCUAAAGAUGAACUUCUAAUUUCUUGGUAUAGGCAAAAUAUAGAAAAAAAUCAGAUGAAGAUUUCACAGAUGAAAUCUUCAUCUGAAUAUUUUCUCUAUUGUAUAUAUGCUAGGGUUGAUCAACCAUAAAAAUUGAAGGUUUGGCCUUUUCCAAGGGUGUUAAAUUUGUUUGUUAAUGAUGUCAUCAUGAAAGUUAGAAUCUGAAGUUUUAGUGAUUUUUUUGUGUGUACUGACAUGAAUACAGUGUUUGCAGAUGAAAAUGGACUCUAUAUGCUUUAAUUUGUUAUGCUUCUUGCAGUAAUAAAUUACAGAUAAAUUUAUAUAGCA